AUGCAGUUCCCUGCCCCCGACCUGUUCUCUUCUCGUCGUCUACUUUUAGUCACAGACCAACUUCCAGCUCCAGCUGAUUUUUUACUGCAUCGGUUCCUUCACUUGCACCUGAAGCAAAGCAAAACCGCAAAAUGUAUUGUUCUCGCUGUAUCCGAAAGCCUCGAGCGCUGGAAAUCAGUAGCUUCAAAGGCCAACGUCAAUGUAGCCCAUAGCGAAUUUUUUCAAUUCAUAGAUGUAUUCGACCAGCAUCCACCAUCACAAAAUCGAGGAGUGGGGCAUUUGAAUGUUAUCUCUCUAAAUUAUCGGACUCGAGAACCUAUGGCCAAAUCAAUCCCACUCGUAAUUCUGGAUGACAUCACAUCGCUCGAAUGGCUCGGGAUUUCGCUGCUUGACCUGUUGCGGUUUACUCGUGCUCUAAGAACCCUCUGUGUCAAGAUGGAUGCAGCAUUGGUUGUCAGACAUCACAUUGUCACUCCACCAGAGCCAGAUGCACUCUUGCAGCACUUGCUUCAACUAUGCACCUAUCACAUCGAGGUCAGGCCUUUAGCCAGCGGGCGAAGCGGUGCAGUGAGCGGAGAGAUAUCUGUGCAUUUAGGGCCUAGCAUGAAAGAUACAAAUGAACAUGUUGUAUCUCACUUUGCUGCGUUCUUCGACAAGGGCACAAGUACAGGAGUUCUGUAA
This is a messenger RNA of Suillus bovinus, 681 nucleotides long. RefSeq lists its product as uncharacterized. The record is from RefSeq and is a predicted model, not a curated record. The coding region runs from base 1 to 681 and encodes 226 amino acids. Gene Ontology annotation, cellular component: elongator holoenzyme complex. Gene Ontology annotation, biological process: tRNA wobble uridine modification. The transcript is spliced from 6 exons. Lineage: Eukaryota; Fungi; Basidiomycota; Agaricomycetes; Boletales; Suillaceae.